AUGUACGUCGCCAUGAGCUCCCCUCUGUCGUCUAUCGUACUUGUUCCAGGAGCAUGGCAUACGCCAGACUGUUUCGACCAAUUCCGCUCGGUGCUAUCCGAGCUGAAUCUAUCGAGCAGCGCGGUAGCUAAUCCUUCAGUAGGAGAUGCUACUGUCUCCAAAACGCUGACUGACGAUGUGGACAACCUUCGCUCUGUUAUUACCCAAUUAAUUGAACAAGAAGACAAAUUUAUUACUGUCCUAGCACACUCGUAUGGCGGCAUGGUCGCUUCGGGGGCUGUUAAAGACUUGGGAUACGCUGAACGAAAGCGGAUAGGCAAAAGAGGUGGUGUCGUCAUGGUUGUGUACCUAGCUGCUUGUGCAAUUCCUGAGGGUAUGACCGUCGUCCAGAGCUGUGGAGGAAGUCCUGCACCGUGGUGGGAGUACAAGGGCAAUCAAAUCUUCGCCAACGAUCGCAACAUCAGCAACCCAGCACAUACACUCUACAACGACCUGCCACCGACGAUGCAAGAGCAAGCCAUUUCGAAGCUCCAGCCGAUAAAUGCGGCAUGCUUCGACAUGCCAAACUCGUACGAGCCGUGGAGGGAUAUGCCAUGCACAUACAUUUUCGCAGAACGAGACAAUUGUGUCCCGCUACCGGGCCAGCAUUAUUUUGUCGGCUUGAUGGGGGACGGUGUUGCUACAGCGAGUCUGAGUACAUCCCACUCGCCGUUUCUUAGCCAACCCCGUGAACUGGCUGCUCUGGUUCAGAGGGCGGUUCAUGAGGGGUUGAAGAAGGCGGGGGCUUUUGAUUAA
Molecule: messenger RNA, 795 nt
Organism: Talaromyces rugulosus
Lineage: Eukaryota; Fungi; Ascomycota; Eurotiomycetes; Eurotiales; Trichocomaceae
Exons: 2
Coding region: 1-795 (264 amino acids)
Source: RefSeq, a predicted model, not a curated record